AUGCAUGCAGCAACGUACACAGCCAUUUUUGGACUGCUAAUAGGCUUAUAUAUUGUCACACGACGUAAAUCAACAUCGUCUUUGCCGCUGCCGCCCGGCCCUAAGCCAUUACCAAUAAUUGGCAAUGUCCAUCAAGCCCCCAAGUCCCACGCCUGGAGGACGUAUCGCGCAUGGAGCAAGGAGUAUGGGCCAAUUAUUCACGUCAACAUGCUUGGGCAGCCGGUCAUCAUUUUGUCUACGUCUGAGGUAGCCCACGACCUCAUGGGGAAGCGUGGUGCCAUAUUCUCAGAUAGGCCCCGUCUUUUUUUAGCGACUGAGUUGGCCUUGAAAGGACUGAACAUUCUUAUGAUGAAUUAUACCGAGCAAUUCCGACAGCAUCAGAGGUUGCAGGUCUCAGUGUUAAAUGCGACACCGGCAGCCGCCUAUCUCCCCUUCCAGGCUCUGGAAUCGCAUCAACUUAUGUGCGAUCUUUUGGAGAAUGCGGGGGGUGCCGGUGCUGAUGUCCAAGGACCAUUUCAGCGCACAGUCGCUAGUAUCAUUCAUACGUUGCUGUAUGGCUUCCGUGUUAAAGACUGCAACGAUCCAGUGAUCCGCGCCGUUAUUCAACUCAACGAAGAAUUCUCCGAGUUUGUUCAGGUUGGCGCUCACAUUGUUGACCAGUUCCCUAUACUUAAUAAUCUGCCCAGUUUCUUGGCCCCAUGGAAGGCAAAGGCUGAGAAUCACUACUCGACCAAGUAUGUCCUGCGUGACCAAAAUUUUCAGCGGGGCUUGGAGUCGGAUGCCUGGAAUAUAUCAAAGCAUCUAAAGAAGACUGUCGAAAAAGAUGGCCUCGACAUGCCCUUGGACGAGCUAGCGUUUGAGCUUGGUACCAUGAUCGACGCCGCGCUGGAUGGCACUACAGAUAGCUUGGUCUGGUUUGUGGUGGCUUGUAUCACACAAGACCGAGGUUUUGUGACCAAGGCACGCGAUGAGCUGGAUGCUGUUGUCGGGCGUGAUCGACUUCCAGCUCCAGAUGACAAGCCCAACCUGCCGUACAUCACGGCCGUGGCUGAAGAAAUAUUUCGCUGGCGGCCCGUUGGCCCUGAAGGCGUUCCCCAUUUGAACAAGGAAGAGGCCACCUACAAUGGAUAUACUAUCCCCAAAGGUUCGGUUAUUGUGCCCAACGUUUGGACAAUCUCCCGAGAAGAAGCCUUGUUUGGCCCGGACCCCGACGAUUUCAUACCAGAUCGCUGGCUUGAGGAGGACGGCAAGAAGCUCAAAACCUUACCCUCUGCUGUCUUUGGCUAUGGAAGGCGGACUUGCCCGGGGCGGUACUUCGCGCGCAAUGUUAUCUGGAUCGUCGUUGCCCAGCUGCUAUGGUCAUUUGACAUCAAGGCAGGCCUGUCCGAGGAGACGGGCGAGCCCAUCCCCGUCGACCCCAUUGCAUGCACCUACGGCCUGGUUAUGCGGGCCUUGCCUUUCAAGGCCACUUUUAGCCCUCGUGACUCCCAGGUGCGUAAAGUCAUCGCUAGGGAUGGGGACACUUAUAGCAAGGAUCAUGCGGCCAUGCUCAACCAAAUUGGGGCUGAGUUUGCUAAGUUAUAG
Molecule: messenger RNA, 1584 nt
Organism: Talaromyces rugulosus
Lineage: Eukaryota; Fungi; Ascomycota; Eurotiomycetes; Eurotiales; Trichocomaceae
Exons: 2
Coding region: 1-1584 (527 amino acids)
Molecular function (GO): iron ion binding; oxidoreductase activity, acting on paired donors, with incorporation or reduction of molecular oxygen; monooxygenase activity
Source: RefSeq, a predicted model, not a curated record